Molecule: messenger RNA, 1437 nt
Organism: Cottoperca gobio
Lineage: Eukaryota; Metazoa; Chordata; Actinopteri; Perciformes; Bovichtidae
Gene: surf2
Product: surfeit 2
Exons: 6
Coding region: 378-1109 (243 amino acids)
Source: RefSeq, a predicted model, not a curated record
ACACACUUUAGACACUUACUUUGUUUAUCGACACAAUUGCUUGUCUGUGUCAUAGUAGCAGAUUUAUUGUAUAAAGUAAUAAUACUAGUUUGCUACAAUAUCUUGUUUAUUCAGUUUUCAUGAGAGAAUUACUGAAAACCCCAACCUUUUUUUGCUUUACUCAUUAAUUUACUCAAAGGGUUGUGUUAGAUAAUUAAAUACCAUGAUGAUACUUUAUCCUUUCGUCUAAAACUGACCUUCCUUACUUUGAUCAGUGGGGGGCGCCGACAUAUCAUGUAACAGAGUCUGCGCAUUGGACCCACGUGUAGUCGUUAUUUCCUGUAAGGGGGUGGCCUGAUCAAUACACUGAAAGAUUUGUUUUGAACCGUUUUUAAGCUAUGGAUGAAUUACCUGCAGACCUCCAAACCUUUCUUCUUAACCAUCCUUUUCUUCAGCUUACAGGUGGCAAGAAGAUCAAAUGCACUCUGAAUGGCCAUGAGUUUCCAUGCAACCUGACGGAGCUACAGGCGUUUACGAAAGGGAAGAAAUAUGAGAAACUGAGUGCAGCAGCUGAUUUCAACUACAGACAGUAUGAACCACAAAUUGUACCAAGCUCAAAACAACCCAAUCAGUUAUUCUGUAAACUGACCCUCAGACACCUCAACCGGCAGCCGCAUCAUGUCCUAAGACAUGUCAACGGGAAACGCUUCAAGAAAGCCUUCUCCAAAUAUGAAGAGUGUGUGAAGGAAGGGAUUGAAUACGUUCCAGCCAGAAUGAUACAGAAAAGGCCCAGAGACAUUGGAGAGGAGGUCAAUCGGGGGAGGUCCUCAAAACAUGGGAAUAACUCAUCCAGUGACGAGGAUCACAGCGACUCAGAAGACAGCAUGAGUGACCUGUACCCUCCUACUAUGUUCAAUGUAAAAAACGAGGCGGAAGAAACUAUGGCGGGUGAUGGGGCUAAGGAGGAAGACGACUUCCAAACAGAUGAAGAGGAGGGAAUGGAAGUGGAUACGCAGGUGCUGCAGCAGAAACGCAAGAAGGCACAGGGCGGUGGUUUGCAGAAGAAAUCCAAAAAUAACUUCAGUAAAUCAGGGCGUAAGAAACCUGGAAAAGUGCCAAAUGGAAAGUAAAGAGUGAAACCAUAUAUACAUAUAGUAUUUUUAUACCUGAUAGUAUGUCAGGGAGCAACACUGCACUUCCAGUUUGGAGUAGUUUCCAUUUCUGAGCCAGACUGAACUUUGCAUAGGUGAACAUCCAGUUUUCAUAUUUUCUGCAUAUGGAAAGUCGUCUGUUUUCCGAGUUGUGAUGUUGCACAGUUCCUAAGAGGCUGCUGUACAGUAUUCAAAAUGGAAACUGCGUUGGUGGCGGUAAACGCAUUAUUCUAACUGGAUAAGUUGUAUUGUCUGGUUUGCAACCAGGUGUUCUAGUAUAAAAUAUAACUCAAUUUGGAUUUACAAA